UGCCGCAGUCAAUGGGGCGGCAGCGGCCGCGGCGGAGCGCAGCGCGGGCCGGGGCCGGGGCCGCGGGCCGGGGGCCGGCAUGGCGGGGCGCUGAGGCGGCGCGGCAGCGAGGGGCGGCGGCGCGCCCCGGCAUGGGCAGCCGCGGGGCCCGGCGAUGAGCGCUCCCCCGGCCGCGACCCCCCGCGCGAAUAUGGGCACAGCCGUGUCCAAAAGGAAGACGCUCAGGAACGAGGCCAUGUCGUCCGUGGCGGCCAAAGUGAGAGCGGCGAGGGCUUUUGGAGAAUACCUUUCACAAAACCAUCCUGAAGGCAGAAAUGGCUCAGAUCACCUGCUAGCAGACUCCUACAUCGGGCAGGAGGACUCCCCUGAGAUGCAGCAGGUGGCCCAGAACAAGCGCAGGCUCUCGGUCAUCUCGGACGGCAAAUUUGAGAGGAGCUUCACCGAGGAGCAGGCGGAGAAGAUGCCGAGCGAGGGCCCCAAGCCACGAGUCUACACCAUCUCUGGAGAGAGGCCGAUGCUGUCGGAACACGAGAAUGACAGCAUGGAACUGGUGGUGAUGAAGGGGGCUGCCCACGAGGAGUGUCACCACGGCCACCACGCGCACGGCGCCGGCGGCUCGCACGGCGUCCGGCACUGCAAGGCAUGGCCGGGCGGCCGCCAGGGCUCCAAGGAGUGCCCCAACUGCUCCAGGCUGGCUGCCCCUUCCCAGCAGUCCAUUGAGCUGGAGCAGCACCCACCUGGCGAGGCUGGGUGGCACAGGAAAAGGCUGGAGAGGAUGUACAGUGUCGAUCGAGUGUCUGAUGAUGUUCCCAUACGAACCUGGUUCCCAAAGGAGAACCUCUUCAGUUUUCACACUGCUACUACAACUAUGCAAGCGGCGUUCAGGGGCUACGCAGAGAGGAAGAGACGGAAACGAGAGAAUGAUUCUGCAGCUCUUAUCCAGAGGAAUUUUCGGAAGCACCUCCGCAUGGUGGGGAGCCGAAGGGUUAAAGCACAAACAUUUGCCGAACGGCGUGAGAGGAGCUUCAGCAGGUCCUGGAGUGACCCGACUCCCAUCAAAGCUGAUUCCUUCCAUGACUCUCGAGAAAGCCAUGACCUUCAGGAUUCCUGCGGGACUCUGGAUGGUGACUUUGACUUGAACUGGGAAGCAGAAAAGGAACUUGAAGCCAUGGCAUGUGACGGAGAAGACUUUAUUCCACCAAAAAUAAUGCUCAUCUCUUCCAAGGUGCCCAAAGCAGAGUAUGUCCCAACAAUUAUCCGCAGGGACGACCCCUCCAUCAUCCCCAUCCUCUAUGACCAUGAACACGCCACCUUUGAUGACAUCCUGGAGGAAAUAGAGAAGAAGCUGAACAUUUAUCGGAAAGGCUGCAAAAUCUGGAAGAUGCUGAUAUUUUGCCAGGGAGGCCCCGGGCACUUAUACUUGUUAAAGAACAAAGUCGCCACUUUCGCCAAAGUGGAGAAGGAGGAAGAUCUGAUCCUCUUCUGGAAGAGGUUGAGCAGGCUGAUGAGUAAAAUCAAUCCUGAACCAAAUAUCAUCCACAUCAUGGGCUGCUAUGUUCUUGGAAACCCCAAUGGGGAGAAGCUAUUUCAGAAUCUGAAAAACUUAAUGAAUCCUUAUAGGGUUGCCUUUGAGUCUCCACUUGAACUAUCAGCUCAAGGUAAGCAAAUGAUUGAGACUUACUUUGACUUCCGCCUUUACCGCCUCUGGAAGACCCGCCAGCACUCCAAACUGUUGGAUUACGAUGACAUUUUAUGAGCUGGAGAAGACUUUGCAAGAGGAAGCUCAUCACCAGUGUCCAAGAAGUCAUGCUUUAUUGCAGAGAGACUUUUUUAUUGGCACAGGGAGCCCUUCACAGCCCUACGGGAGGCAGCAGUGCUAAAGGGAGGGAAGGAGGAGCCCUCGGAAGUGUCGGCAGGAAAAGUCUCCUGGGCCAAGAGAGACUGCAGGGAAGGGGGUGACAGUGACACCUCGCUGGCCUCAGUCCGAGCCGUGGGGCCUCAGGAGGAGCUGUGCGAAACGAGGACAGGAUGGAGUUCCUGGCAGAACUGAGCUGUUUUGGGUCAGAAUGGGCCAGAUUUGAUUCCAGGUCCUUUUAAAGACUUUUGAAGCUCAGGUUUUCUUACAAAAAAAACCACAAACCCAGUUAACCCGUGCACUACAGUGAAGAAGUCACCAGAGCACAGAGGGAGCAGGGGGUUGUCCUGGUGGGACUUUCUGUGCUGGGAGUCCUGGAGAGCAAGGACUGCUACACCUACUCCUGCAAGCUUAGAGCAAGAUGAUCCCGUUUCCAUGUGAAUAUAUACUGGGAUAUAGAAUUGAAAUCUUCUUUUUUGUUUGUUUGUUUUGUUUAAUAGAAAAUAAGUGCAAUUUUUAUAGCGAGGGAGGGGGUAAAAUCCCUCCUGAUAUUUAAUUAGUUAAAAAUAACACACCAUAACCAAUAGAUGAGGUAUUUUUGGUCUGCCUGAAAAUAUAUUCAGAAUGGUAAUAUAUCUUCUGUAGACAUAUUUAAUCACCAGCAAACAUGGUUUUAACAUAAGUUAGCAGACCCUGCAUGUCUGCUGCAUUGGUUUGGUUCCUUUCAGAGUAGCUGUGCUGCACUACCUGUACGUGCUCUCACGAAUGUGUAGUUCUCCUCCAGUUAGCCACAACUUCAUUCUUUCUAUUUUGCUGCUUGCAAAACUAUGGAACUUUAGUUUUGCUGAAAUACUUAGGUUAGAAACACGGGACCUGGCUGGGAAGCCUCCGUCAGGCUCGCUUUGGUAUAAAAAUGAAUUAGAAAUUAAUAGCCAUGGUAAUUAAUUGUUCAUGCCGGUGUUUUGCUGUGUGUUGGGAGAGAAGCUCUCUUCCUGUGUGGAGACCCCUCUGAGGGGGCUGAGCACUGAGGCAUUCAGCAGAAAUGCUUCUGGAGGGACACAGCACGGGCUUGAGCAUGAGUUUGACUCUUUGUUCACUUGAUUGCCAGUUGUUUGUGCAUAACCCACCCCUUUUCCCUGACCUGUUUCUUGGUCUGAGCUGCUCAGCUCCUUCCUGUGGAGGACAGAGAAAACCCUGAGCUCUGUCAGAGCAGCCUGAGAGCCCAGGUCUAUAUUUUAUAUUUGGUGGUACCUUUUGGAAUCUAUUUAUUUUUGUUUGGUUGGGUUAGGGGGUGCUUUUUUGGUUUUGGGAAUGGGGCUUUUUUCACAUUCUGCUGUCCUUUCAGAGGACAAAUAGUACUUAGAGUCUAUGUAGGUCACUGGCAAUUCUGAGAGGUGACACAAGUUAAUUCUUUUACAAGCAAAGGAAGUAACAGGGAAGGAUUACCUUAUUUUCCUGAUUUCCUGGUAUCUCAAAUUUGUUGAUUGUGAAGUGAAGGAAAAUACAUGUACAAAUCUUCUUUUAACUACUUACAAAGAGAACUUGGUGUUCUGAUCUGUAGAGUCCUCCUUCCCCUGUGCCAUACCUGUGGUUGUGAUUUUGGGGAGUAGGCCCCUGGCUAGAACUGCUGAACCCUUUACAUUUAGAGCAGUUUUAUAGCAAAACUUUUGAAGAAAUAAUGUACAUACAGUAAGGAGAGGAAUGGGUGGAGAGAGGUAGUUUGAAGUCACUGGAAGUCACACAGACAGGUGUGGGCUGUUGCCUCCCCUAGGUUGGGAGCUUUGGUAGCCACGUCUCAUCCCUGGACUCAGUCAGGUUUGCCAGACUUACAGUGAAGGGGAGGACAGGCACCAGUCUGUAGCUUUUGGAAGAAAAUGCCAGAUAUAAAAGAAAAAGAACCCCAAAUGUAUGCCAAUUACUGUUUAACUUUGGUGCUUUCACCAGCUCUGCGGUGAGAGGUGGGAGCCAGAGGUGCAGUGAAAGCACAAAGUCAUGUUCUGGAGAAGGAAAUGGUUGUGGGAGGAUUAAAAUGCUGACACAAAACUCUCUCCCUUUCUGACCCUUUCACCUCCUCACUGGAGACAGGCAAACUGUUCUUCCUUUCUCAAAUCCCAAUUCAGUGAACUUGGUAGCAUGAAUGUAGCAUUGUGCAACUGUUGAAAAUCUUAUUUAACCCCCAAAGGGCCCAUUUAUGUAUCCACUUGAGUGAUUUCUCUGUAGAAUUGUUGUAUAUCUUCACAGACCACUUGUAGUACUUGGGGUGCAAAGUAGAAGGUAGAUUGUACAGUAACUUCUGUGUUGGAAUUGACACUAUGGACUGUUCUCCUGGUGCAGUUUAUGGGAUAUGACAACUGAUGAAUGCAUUUCCCUCCAAAGAUCUAUAUUCCUCAUAGCUUGUGAUGUUUAUGACAUGAACAUAUUUUUUCCUUUGUAGCAUUCAUAUGCCUAAAGAGAUGAAAUUCUGUCAGCUGUGACUGGAAUGGAGUUGUGAUGUUUGAUGUCUGUGUGCAGCAGUGUCCUUGGAGUUAACCACUGGUGACAGAGGAAAACACUUUUAUUCCCCUUUUUCACUGGUGGAGUUUUUCAGGUGACUGCUGGGAAAGGAAGGGGUUAGCAGAGGCAAAUAAAAAAUUAUUUAAACUUUAGAGGUAAAAAUAGAGCCUGGAACUUCCUCAGUGAGGGAUGAGCCCAGCAUGGUCCCAGCCAGGACAGCUCCAAGGCCCCGUGUGUUCCUCACCCCCUGUGCUCCUGCAGCAUCCCCUGGAGGUUCUGAGGCUCCCCCAGCACCCUCUGGGCACACGGGACAAUCUGCCAUUCCACUCCUGCCUGUUCCUUCAGCUCUCAGCACCCUGCUCUCGGGGUGUGUCUGAAACCAGUUCUCUCCUGUGCCGCCGGCAGUUCCGUGUGCCAGGCUGGGUGAGGGGUGAGCAACGAGCAGCUCCAUCCCACUGCCCUGUCCCACCAGGGCACUGCUGCUCUCUGUGCUCUGGAGCUGCCUUCAGCAGGGGCAGGAGAGAGGGGACACCUGCUUCACUUGAAGAGAAGCAGAUUAAACCCAGAUGGCUGAGCUGGGUGCCAGCCCUGGCUGGGGUUUGUGCUGCCCUUGCUGGAGGCAGUGUUGGAUGUGACCCCCAGCCCUUGCCUGGGUAAAUGUGUUAUCACACCUGUUAAAUGUGAUAAAUGUGUUAUGGCCCGAGCUGGCAGUGUCACCUCCAGGAGAGGAGAGGGGCCAGGAAGGGCUCAGCUGUCCCAGCCCUGCUCCUCAGCCUGGCUCAGUGCUGGGAGUGCCCCGAGGAUGUUCUCUGGUGCCUGCAGGGAAUGUUCACUCAGCGGGAGAGGCCUGGGGGAUCAUAGGCUCUGUGCAUGUGGCACUUUCAGAGAGGCUUUUCUCUUUUCCUCUUGUGUGGCUGGGAAGGGAAG
This is a messenger RNA of Passer domesticus (house sparrow), 5275 nucleotides long. It is a transcript of the gene NSMF, whose product is annotated as NMDA receptor synaptonuclear signaling and neuronal migration factor. NCBI's taxonomy places the organism in Eukaryota, Metazoa, Chordata, Aves, Passeriformes, Passeridae. Bases 155 to 1756 code for a protein of 533 amino acids. Gene Ontology annotation, molecular function: protein binding. The record is from RefSeq and is a predicted model, not a curated record. The transcript is spliced from 15 exons. Gene Ontology annotation, biological process: regulation of neuronal synaptic plasticity; positive regulation of neuron migration. Gene Ontology annotation, cellular component: cytoplasm; nucleus.